AUGAAGAUAGAAAUGAAAGUAGUGUUGUUUAGUUUUGUUCUAUUAUUUCUUCCAAUUUCUUCAUCUGAAUUUGUAAGAGUAACGGUUAGAAGAGAAUCAUCCAUAGCCAAAACAGACGACAAUUUUAUAUGUGCAACACUAGACUGGUGGCCCACUGAAAAAUGUGACUACAAUCAGUGUCCAUGGGGCAGCGCUGGCAUUCUCAAUCUGGAUUUAAAGAACAAGAUAUUAAUUAAUGCUAUUAAAGCAUUCAGUCCUUUGAGGAUAAGAGUGGGAGGUUCAUUACAAGAUUUGGUAGUGUACGAGGUUGGAAAUGAAGUCAAAGAAUGCCCCCAGUUUAGGCUCCAAAAGAAUGGUCUGUUUGGAUUCAGCAAUGGUUGCCUUCCCCAGAAGAGAUGGGAUGAACUCAACUACUUGUUUAGCCAAACUAGAGCUUUGGUGACGUUUAGUUUGAAUGCCCUCUAUGGAAGAAUCGCAUCUCGAGAAGACAAACUAUGGAUAGGUGAAUGGAACCCUCAAAAUGCUCAACAACUCAUGGAGUACACCAUGGAAAAAGGGUACAAAAUUGACUCGUAUGAACUAGGAAACGAGUUAUGUGGGUCUGGUGUAGCUGCGAGAGUAGAUAGUGUUCAAUAUGGGAGAGACAUAAUUGUGCUAAAAAAUAUGUUGAAAGAAUUGUACCCAAAUGCCUCUACAAGGCCAAAAGUAUUAGGUCCUGCUGGUUUCUAUGAUGAAAAAUGGUUUAGUACCUUCCUUGAGACCACUGGACCAGGAAUAGUAGAUGGAGUAACUCACCACAUCUACAAUCUUGGUGCAGGGGUUGAUCCGAGUCUUAUCAACCGGAUUCAGGACCCAAUUUACCUGGACAAGGUUAUGCACACAUAUACAAAUGUCUCAAGGAUUGUCCAAAAGUAUUCUCCUAAAGCCGAAGCAUGGGUUGGGGAAGCUGGUGGAGCUUAUAACAAUGGAGGCCAAAAUGUUCAAGAUAGAUUUGUUGAUGGCUUCUGGUAUUUAGAUCAACUAGGCAUGGCAUCAACCUUAGAUCACAAGGUUUAUUGCAGACAAGCCUUGAUUGGAGGGUUCUAUGGUCUUCUAAAUACAACAACCUUCGUUCCCAAUCCAGACUAUUAUGGUGCACUUUUAUGGCACCGACUAAUGGGAAAGGAAGUACUUGCCACCAGUCAUGAUGGAUCUCCACAUUUACGGGCUUAUGCCCAUUGCUCAAAGAAUCAUCAUGGAAUUACUCUUGUUUUGAUUAACUUGUCAAAUUCUACCUUCUUCGAUGUGAUAAUCGCUGUCUAUCCAAUCCCAAAGUUAUUUGAAAGAAGAUUACAAAGAGAAGAGUACCAUCUGACAGCAAAAAAUGGUUAUAUUCAGAGUGAAGAGGUUCUUCUGAACGGAAUUCCAUUACAGCUGACAAAUUCAUCUGAUAUUCCUUUAAUGGAGCCAAUCCUUGCUGAUUCUUACUCUCCAGUCUGUGUUGCACCUGAUUCGUUUGUCUUUGUAGUUUUCAAGGGCACAAGGGCCUCAGCUUGUGCUUAGAAGAUUC
Messenger RNA from Humulus lupulus (European hop), 1549 nucleotides. RefSeq names its product heparanase-like protein 1. Lineage: Eukaryota; Viridiplantae; Streptophyta; Magnoliopsida; Rosales; Cannabaceae. The transcript has 9 exons. Bases 1 to 1542 code for a protein of 513 amino acids. Gene Ontology annotation, molecular function: beta-glucuronidase activity. Gene Ontology annotation, cellular component: membrane; plant-type cell wall. The record is from RefSeq and is a predicted model, not a curated record.